AUGGCGUCUCAUAGUACCGAUCACGAUACCUCUGACGUGGACGAAGAAUUCGGACCAGUUGAGUCGGCGCCAGCCCACAUGCCCAUUGAAGAGGUAUUCUGUCGGUUACUUGGUCACCCAGCGGCCACCAGGAGGCAGAUGAAGAAGAGCUUCUACCCCAAAUCGACAAACAGCGGUACACCCGAGCAGUGGCGUAACAGACGCGGAGUGGACGUCGUCCUCACUGACUCCAAAGGCGCAGAAUGGGGCGUACACAAAUCAGUCAUCUGCACUGGCUCGGCGCCUAUGGGCGACUAUCUGUACAAGCCCGACAGCAGCAACUUUGUGUACACAGAGGACGGGAAGAUCAAGCUCCUAGUCGCGGGAUUUGAGUCAUUCGCCAUCGACGCUUUUGUCCAAUCCGACUACUUCGGGCGAUACGUACUCAGCAACGCCAUAGCGCUCAGUCGAGCGCGGAAAGUCCCUGAGACAGGACUCACGAUAAACGCCGACGAAAUCGCCCCCGGUCUUCAACUCCUUCAUCAUCUAGAAGUCCUUCGACUCGGUGAUCGUCUUCAGCAUGCAGUAGCAACGGAGGCAUUUGGGUACAUCCAGCUGCUCUUGGGCCGCAAGACGAUUGGGCUGGCAGACUGGUUGACGUUCAUGCAAGAGGUAUUCCAUGGGCAGAAUCCGAUAAGAGAUACUACACUGGGCCAGCAAGUUCGCAUGAUUGUGGCGGCAUAUGCUGCGUACCAUGACAGCAUCUGGUUGGGGCACGAAGAGUACCGUCAGCUCUUCCGAGGUGCGCACAACGUCUUCGCAGGACUGUGCACUGAGAUGCGCAACAAUCAAGCUGGACUCGCCAUUGGUGCUUGCUACGUUACCGCCUCUCAGCAUAUGGGACGUAUGGCGAUUUCUUCCCUCCCUAGCGGAAUCUCCCUGGACUUUGCCAUCUCGGCACACGCUCAUGCUGCACAACCACAAGCACAGCCGCAGCCGCAAGUGCAACAAGCACAGCCACCCGUACAGCCAUCUACUCAGGGUCGGGACGACACGCUGAUAUUGCCUCAUAUCCAGAGCAUGCUGGACGAACAGAAGGGCGUCAAAGACCGACACGCAAGAUAG
Messenger RNA from Alternaria triticimaculans, 1104 nucleotides. RefSeq lists its product as uncharacterized. Lineage: Eukaryota; Fungi; Ascomycota; Dothideomycetes; Pleosporales; Pleosporaceae. The transcript has 3 exons. Bases 1 to 1104 code for a protein of 367 amino acids. The record is from RefSeq and is a predicted model, not a curated record.